GCGCAGCUGCGGCGGGAGGAACACGGCCCGGCCCGCAGCUGCCCGAGGAUUUGCCCAGAGAUCAGUGACGUAACGAAGCCUAAGUUCUCAUUGGAUGGCGGAGUUCAGCGGGCCAAUCCCGGCGCUGGUCCAGAGAAAUCUCGUCGGAGGACACCGACAAGCCCGGAGAUUGCGGGGCGGGGUCGCGCCGCGCUGGUUCCGGGCCAGGCGCUGGGUCUGCUGCGACCGGCACGGACGGGCGCGGCCCGGCCUCCGUGUGGCCUGGGCUCGGACGGGAAGAGAAGCCCAGCGGAGGGUCCACCGACCCAGGUGCAAUGGCCACGUCAGCGCCGCUGCGAAGCCUGGAGGAGGAGGUGACCUGCUCCAUCUGCCUGGACUACUUGCGGGACCCUGUAACCAUCGACUGCGGCCACGUGUUCUGUCGCAGCUGCACCAAUGACGUGCGCCCUGUAUCGGGGGUCCGCCCCGUCUGCCCGCUUUGCAAGAAGCCUUUCAAGAAGGAGAACAUCCGGCCUGUGUGGCAGCUGGCCAGCCUGGUGGAGAACAUCGAGAGGCUGAAGGUGGACAAGGCCAGGCAGCCCCGUGACACAGCCCAGGAGCAGCUGGACGCCCGGCUGUGCGGGCGGCACCAGGAGAAGCUGCACUACUACUGUGAGGAUGAUGGGAAGCUGCUGUGUGUGCUGUGCCGGGAGUCGCGGGAGCACCGGCCGCACACAGCUGUCCUGUUGGAGAAGGCCGCCCAGCCCCACAGGGAAAAAAUCCUGAACCACCUGAGUACCCUGAGGCGAGACAGAGAUAAGAUUCAGGGCUUUCAGGCGAAGGGAGAUGCUGACAUCCUGGCUGCGCUGACAAAGCUGCAGGAGCAGAGGCAGUCCAUUGUGGCAGAAUUCAAGCAGGGCCACGAGUUCCUGAGGAAGCGGGAGCAGCACCUGCUGGACCAGCUGGCCACCCUGGAGCAGCUGCUCACCGAAGGCAGGGAGAAGUUCAAGACCCGGAGCUUCGGGGAGCUGGCCCGGCUGGGGGUGGUCAUCUCUGUGCUGGAGGACAAGGCCCAGCAGCCGGCCGCGGAGCUCAUGCAGGACACCAGAGACUUUGUGAACAGGUAUCCACGGAAGAAGUUCUGGCUUGGAAAACCCAUCCCUCACGUGGUUAAAAGAAAGACCGGAGAGUUCUCAGAUAAAGUCCUCUCUCUUCAGCGAGGCCUGAGGGAAUUCCAGGGAAAGCUGCUGAGAGACUUGGAAUAUAAGACAGUAAGUGUCACCCUGGACCCACAGUCAGCCAGUGGGUACCUGCAGCUGUCGGAGGGUUGGACAAGCGUGACCUACAGCAGCCUGUACCAGAGCACCUACCUGCACCCUCAGCAGUUUGACUGUGAGCCUGCCGUGCUGGGCAGCAAGGGCUUCACCUGGGGCAAGGUGUACUGGGAAGUGGAGGUGGAAAGGGAGGGCUGGUCUGAGGAUGAGGAAGAGGGAGAGGAGGAGGAGGAGGAAGUAGAGGAGGAAGAAGAGGAGGAGGAGGAAGAGUCUGGCCACAGGGAUGGCUACGAUGGUUGGGAAACCGAGGAAGAUGAGGAAUCACUGGGGGAUGAAGAGGAGGAGGAGGAGGAGGAGGAGGAGGAAGUGCUGGAAAGCUGCAUGGUCGGGGUAGCCAGAGACUCCGUGAAGAGGAAAGGAGACCUCACCCUACGGCCAGAAGGCGGGGUGUGGGCACUGCGCCUCUCCUCCUCCAGCAUCUGGGCGAACACCAGCCCUGAGACCGAGCUCUUCCCCGCACUGCGGCCCCGGAGAGUAGGCAUCGCCCUGGAUUAUGAGGGGGGCACCGUGACUUUCACCAACGCAGAGUCACAGGAACUGAUCUACAGCUUCACUGCCACCUUCACAGGGCGCCUGGUCCCCUUCCUAUGGCUCAGGUGGCCAGGAACCCGCCUUCUGCUGAGACCCUAAUCCCCAGCCACUGAUGCAUUAUUUCUUUGGGGGCCGAGGAUGCUGGCUGGGGAAGGGACAGGGAGAUGGACCCCUUGUCCCCUGCCACCUGCUGCAUACUGCGGUGACCCGGACCUCAGCACUCUCUGCACUGCUCUGCUACCUUCUCUCCUGCUGCUGGUUUUCUGUGGGACCUUCUGACCCGGAAGUUCACCAGGAUCCUUUCUUCCUCUUUGGUCACUGUGCCCUGCUCUGUACUCUGAGAUUGGGGGUUGGGACCACAUGCUCUGGCCCAGCAGUACCCUGUGCUGGCUGUUCUUAGAAGGAUGUCAGUUACACCUAAGACCAUUUUGAUGUCCUCAGACCCUGAGGAGUCCCCAUUCCCAAAUUCUCUGACAUUUUGAGCAGACCUCCCCAACCCCAGCUCGGAGUUAAAGAUCCAUGACACAAGUCAGCACCCACCUGGCGAGGAGGCAUCCCGGGCCGUGGGGCCCUGCUGCUGGGAGUGCUAGCGGGGAUCACUUCCUCGUGGUCUCAGGGUCCGCGUUCGGCUUCUGUAGCUGGAGUCGCCCUGGAGCCAGGUGUGUUCUUGUGGGAGAGUAGGGGCCUUGUGAUGAGGUCACCGUGAGAGCAGGGAUGGAGAAAUCACCUUGUGCAGCCCUUGUGAAGGGAGUUUUCAAAAGGAUCCAGAACAUCUGACUUGUUAGCACCAUCUGAAACCAGGGCAGAAGCUGGGAGAGCAGCAUCUCCCUGCCCAGGGCACUCUGGGCAGAGGACGAGGCCCAUCGUUGGCCCUGCUCAGCUUGGGCUUGUCUCAUAGAGCGCAGAGAGAAGACGGGG
This is a messenger RNA of Octodon degus (degu), 2762 nucleotides long. It is a transcript of the gene Trim26, whose product is annotated as tripartite motif containing 26. The record is from RefSeq and is a predicted model, not a curated record. The coding region runs from base 315 to 1943 and encodes 542 amino acids. NCBI's taxonomy places the organism in Eukaryota, Metazoa, Chordata, Mammalia, Rodentia, Octodontidae. The transcript has 9 exons. Gene Ontology annotation, molecular function: protein binding; zinc ion binding.